Messenger RNA from Lotus japonicus, 855 nucleotides. RefSeq lists its product as uncharacterized. The record is from RefSeq and is a predicted model, not a curated record. NCBI's taxonomy places the organism in Eukaryota, Viridiplantae, Streptophyta, Magnoliopsida, Fabales, Fabaceae. The transcript is spliced from 6 exons. The coding region runs from base 1 to 855 and encodes 284 amino acids.
AUGGCAGUUACAGUUUGCUGUAACAAUGGUGGCUCCUUCUCAACACAGAAGGUUUUGGAAGUUGAGAGAAAAAUAAAACAUCUUAGAAGGCACUCCUUAAAAACAAUCCAGAGUGAAGAUGGGGAUGUUAUUGAUUGCAUAGAGAUUAAAAAGCAACCGGGAUUUGAUCAUCCUGCAUUGAAAGAUCACAAAAUUCAGAUGGCUCCAACUUAUAAUUUAGCUAAGGAGGACAUGGAAGAGGAUAGUGCUAGUAGUAAUACCAAGAAUGGGAAUAUGAUGAAUUCACAAGCAUGGCAGAAAAGUGGAACAUGUCCAGAGGGAACAAUACCUGUUCGGAGAAUACGAAAGAGGGAGCUGCUCAAGGCUCAUUCCAUUGAAGAAUUUGGAAGGAAGAAGCCAAACUUCUCUCGUAGACAAGUUGGUCAGCUGAACCGGAAUCUUGAUUCCUAUGUUGCGCGACAAAACCAUUCUAAGGCAAUAUUGUUCACUGAAGGGUACCGGUUCCUGGGAGGUAAAGGAGACAUUAAAGUAUGCUGGCCUACUGUUGAAAAGGACGACGAGUACAGCACUUCCCAGGUCUCUCUCUUAAAUGGGGAAGCUUACAAUGACUAUGAGUUGGUUGAAGCCGGAUGGAUGGUCAAUCCAGGUGUGUAUGGAGAUAGGUCGACUCGGUUAUUUGUAUAUUGGACGGCUGAUGGUUCAAGGAAAACAGGUUGCUUUGAUCUGACUUGUCCUGGGUUUAUUCAGACUAGUAAUGAAAUUGCCUUGGGGGCAGCAAUUUCUCCAAUAUCAUUGCCGGGUGAUCUUGGAUACACAAUAACUAUUUCUAUCUAUAAGGUGAGAUAUUUAUAUUGA